AACAAACAAACAAAACAAAACAGAAACAGAGAGACUCUCACAGGUCGGAUCUGAUUCCUCCGCAGGGGAUCAGAUUCUUUGAAGUCGACGAUUUCGCCAAUAGGUCACACAACCUUUAUCAUCAUCACAAUCUUUGGUCAACGCUGAGGUUUUAAGGUUCAGCACAAAGGUUAUGGAUUCUGGUAAUGGCCAUCAAGAACCGUUUCGAACCAGGUCUUUUAGUCGGGAGAGUAGUUUAGCCUCUUCUUUGAGCUUAUCACGCAGCUUGCCUCUAUUCAUUAGUACCAAUGAUGUGGAUGAUAGUGAGAGUGUCUCAGAGGCUGGGGAUAUUGGGGACCGCUCGCUCCGGAGAAGGCAUAGUAUUGGUAGAAGCAACCGUUUGUUUUCUUCUGAGGAUUUGCUAGAACAAGGGGUGACUGAUGAUACUUCUCGUCAAGAACAUGACCUUUCUGUAGUCAAACCUUUGCCUGAGCACAUGACAACAUCUCCUUUACCUACCAAAUCACUCUUGUCACCUGAGACAAACAAACCGGUAAAGAAGGAAGGGCCUGUGCUACCAAAGUCCUUGGAAUACAUAUCUUGCCUGAUUCAUUUGGCUGUUUUUGGGAUUCUUGGAGCUAUUACGAGAUACUUGCUGCAGAAACUGUUUGGACCAAGUGUUGCUCGAGUAACCAGCGAUGGGAGCAUCUUGUACCUUGAUCUUCCCUCCAACAUGGUAGGAUCAUUCUUGAUGGGUUGGUUCGGCGUCGUGUUCAAAGCAGACAUAACCAGAGUUUCUGAGUUUUUAGCGAUAGGAUUAUCGACUGGUUAUUUGGGAAGCCUCACAACGUUCAGUGGCUGGAACCAGAAGAUGCUGGAUCUUAGUGCUGAUGGCAAAUGGCUAUACGCUGUGCUUGGCUUCCUGUUAGGAUUGUUUCUUGCGUCAUACUCCAUCAUUCUUGGGGUAGAAACAGCCAAAGGUUUCAGAUGGCUUCUUCAGAGAAGAGCUUCUUCUUCUUCUAAGGAAAGAAACUCUUGUCUUCUUGAAGUUAACACGUUUAAGAGCCAUAUUGUGUCUAUGACCUUAAUGGUUUUGUUGCUUGUGGCUUUACUCGCUGUGAGUGCCACUCAGCUUGUGAAAGAGUUUGACAAAGGAACAAGCGAGGCUCAGUUAUGGUUAGGUUGCUUAGUUGCAGCGCCUGGUGUGUGGCUCAGAUGGUUUCUUGCUCGGCUCAAUGGACGUGGACUGGGGAAAGAUGGACAGUACUUGAGGUGGGUCCCGUUUGGAACUGUUAUUGCGAAUGUAGCUGCGGCUUCCGCCAUGGCAGCGUUGGCCACGUUGAAAAAAUCGGUGGACACUACAACAUGUAACACGGUUGCUUCUGGCAUUCAGUUUGGUCUGUUGGGAUGUCUAAGCACAGUUUCCACCUUAAUGGCUGAGUUCAAUGCCAUGAGAGAGAGUGAUUAUCCAUGGAGAGCCUAUGCGUAUGCAUCUUUCACUAUAGCGGUUUCUUUUGCAAUUGGAACUGUUAUAUACUCUGUCCCUGUUUGGGCUGUAGGAUUCAAUUAGUUAAUAUUCAAACUAGAUGAGUCUUGUAAACAAAGAGUUUGGUGACAAUCAAGUUACCCUUGUGCAGAAGAAGUUUUAAGAUCAAACUUGUAUACUAUAAUGAUAACUUUUUCCUGUUUUA
This is a messenger RNA of Brassica oleracea var. oleracea, 1670 nucleotides long. RefSeq lists its product as uncharacterized. Gene Ontology annotation, biological process: fluoride transmembrane transport. The record is from RefSeq and is a predicted model, not a curated record. The transcript has 5 exons. Lineage: Eukaryota; Viridiplantae; Streptophyta; Magnoliopsida; Brassicales; Brassicaceae. Gene Ontology annotation, cellular component: membrane. The coding region runs from base 173 to 1549 and encodes 458 amino acids. Gene Ontology annotation, molecular function: fluoride transmembrane transporter activity.